Molecule: messenger RNA, 1272 nt
Organism: Puma concolor (puma)
Lineage: Eukaryota; Metazoa; Chordata; Mammalia; Carnivora; Felidae
Gene: NAPEPLD
Product: N-acyl phosphatidylethanolamine phospholipase D
Biological process (GO): N-acylphosphatidylethanolamine metabolic process; N-acylethanolamine metabolic process
Cellular component (GO): membrane-bounded organelle; cytoplasm
Molecular function (GO): N-acylphosphatidylethanolamine-specific phospholipase D activity; zinc ion binding
Source: RefSeq, a predicted model, not a curated record
CGUCUCUGGGACUUGUUUUAGAUCCCAUCUUCUCUUCAAAUCACCAGGUCACAUCUUCGCUGAUCGAAAUACAUCUCUGAAAAGGACAUGGAUGAAAAUGAAAGCAACCAAUCUCUGAUGACAAGCAGCCAGUAUCCUAAAGAAGCAGUAAGAAAACGCCAAAAUUCAGCACGGAGUUCUGUAGGAAGUGAUUCUUCUAGGUUCUCCAGGAAAAGUUUCAAAUUGGAUUACAGACUAGAAGAAGAUGUAACUAAAUCAAAGAAAGGAAAGGAUGGCAGAUUUGUCAACCCUUGGCCAACUUGGAAAAAUCUCUCUGUUCCAAAUGUUCUUAGAUGGCUGAUAAUGGAGAAAGAUCACAGCAGUGUUCCGUGUUCCAAAGAGGAACUUGAUAAAGAGCUUCCAGUGCUGAGGCCGUAUUUUAUCAAUGACCCCGAAGAAGCUGGGGUGCGGGAAGCUGGCCUCAGAGUCACAUGGCUGGGACAUGCGACAGUCAUGGUGGAAAUGGACGAGCUCAUAUUUCUCACAGACCCCGUCUUUAGCUCCCGUGCAUCACCAUCGCAGCACAUGGGUCCGAAGCGGUUCCGUCGUCCCCCGUGCACCAUAGGUGAACUCCCCCCGAUAGAUGCUGUGCUUAUCAGUCACAACCACUAUGACCACCUGGACUAUAAUUCUGUCAUCGCUCUGAAUGAACGAUUUGGUCAGGAGUUGCGAUGGUUUGUGCCUUUGGGUCUCCUCGACUGGAUGCAGAAGUGUGGCUGUGAGAACGUGAUCGAGCUGGACUGGUGGGAGGAGAAUUGUGUCCCCGGACACGAUAAGGUCACCUUUGUCUUUACGCCUUCCCAGCACUGGUGCAAAAGGACUCUCGUGGAUGACAACAAGGUUCUGUGGGGCAGCUGGUCUGUCUUGGGGCCUUGGAGCCGAUUUUUUUUUGCAGGAGACACUGGCUAUUGCCCUGCCUUUGAAGAGAUAGGAAAAAGGUUUGGACCUUUUGACCUUGCAGCUAUUCCCAUCGGAGCGUAUGAACCAAGGUGGUUUAUGAAAUACCAGCAUAUAGACCCAGAAGAAGCUGUAAGGAUUCACAUCGAUGUUCAGACAAAGAAAUCUGUGGCAAUUCACUGGGGAACUUUUGCCUUAGCAAAUGAGCAUUACUUAGAGCCCCCAGUGAAACUGAGUGAGGCUCUAGGAAGAUACGGACUUAAGACUGAAGAUUUUUUUGUCUUGAAGCAUGGAGAAUCCAGAUACCUCCAUACUGACGAUGAAAACUCUGAAUGA